CAAUUAAUCCUUUAAAUUUCGAUGUUUGACCUAAAUAAAGAAUAAAAAGGGUAAAUCGGUCUUUCACCUAAAGAAUUGAUCUGGUAAUAGUCAUACACCCACUCACUCUGUCUCUCUCUCUCCUCACGAGAACUCUUUUUCUGAGACAAAUAGAGACAAAAUCAAACACUGCAAAAACUGGCUGACGUCACCACCAACAACAGAUAUAUAAUGCCAAUAGACACCAUAAGAAGACCCAAUUCUUCAGCUGGAUAAAAACAUAUUGAUGACGAGCAAAUUGCCGUAAAAAAGAUGCAUGAUUUCUCCACGGUUGAUGGUUUUGUAAAAAUAACCGAAGAUUUAACGGACAUGUUAAAAUUCGUGGCGAACGAGCCCUCGGUGGGGCUUUACUACAUUCAACAGCACACACAAAACGCAGUGCCCAACAUUCUCACUCUCAAGAACAACAUCGUCGAAAAAUCUCACGAGGCAUCUUUGCGCACAGAAGAUCUAGAAGAUUCCAUUACCAUGUUGAGCUCAAUGAAAGAAUGCGGAUUCCCAAUUGCAGAUGACAUGAUUAAAGAUAUUAAAAAAUCCCUUUCGAUCAUUUCCACUAAACAACCCAAACGGGGAUUGAUAUACAACAAUGCCAGCUCAGUGGGUUUUUUGGGAAGAACGAGCUCGUGGUCCCCAGCUACAUGGGGUCGUAAUACGCUUGCGCACACGAAGAGUGAUGAUAGUGAGAAUAGCAGCGGCUAUUUAUCGAGUGUUUUUAAGUCGGCUAAGAAAAGAGCCAACAGUUUUAAGUUGCCACAAAUGGAAACUAAUGAAGCGAGUGUAUCGGAGAAUGAGAAGCUUACGGAUGAAGAUUUGCCGUUGUCUAGUGAAAUUGGGAGGGAGCUUCUAGAAGAUUCGAGACUUAGUAAAAGUUUGUCUGAUAGAAACUUUAUCUCGUUGUACGAGAAUUUUGACGAGUUCAAAGCUGAUCGAGAAGCAAAACUGGAGGAAUGGUUGGAUGGGGCUGGUAAAUAGUUUUUUUUUUUUUUUUUUUUUUGUCAUAAGUUGCGAUUGUUGGUUUUCGAGUGAUAUCUUAAAACCUUUGUAUUAUUAUCAUGGAGAAUUUUUUUUGAAAAGAAUGUGUUCAUGCUACUAAAA
This is a messenger RNA of Erythranthe guttata (spotted monkey flower), 1134 nucleotides long. RefSeq names its product MEF2BNB-like protein. The record is from RefSeq and is a predicted model, not a curated record. Lineage: Eukaryota; Viridiplantae; Streptophyta; Magnoliopsida; Lamiales; Phrymaceae.